This is a messenger RNA of Sipha flava (yellow sugarcane aphid), 1577 nucleotides long. RefSeq lists its product as uncharacterized. Gene Ontology annotation, molecular function: lysozyme activity. The coding region runs from base 251 to 1528 and encodes 425 amino acids. NCBI's taxonomy places the organism in Eukaryota, Metazoa, Arthropoda, Insecta, Hemiptera, Aphididae. The record is from RefSeq and is a predicted model, not a curated record. The transcript is spliced from 8 exons.
AGAACGCAUUAUAUUAUUGUACACGAGUACAUGUACGUACAUGAUAUACGGGCAUAAAUCCAUCCACUACCAUCCAAACGUGUUCUAGAGGUUAUACCUUAGGCCACGAUCGUUUUAAUACACCCAUCGCCUUGGGAAUUGCUGUUAUUCUUCUGCUAACAUCGGUCAAGUCGAGUUCAGCUAUUCGUUCGAGGUUUAAGUGCACGUAAGCAGCUAAUAUUAUUACCCAAAGCGAUAUUACCGCAAGACGAUGGCCACUAAUGUACUCUUCGCUACAACACUUGUCUGCCUGAUGGCGCUGUCAAUCUUUGGUUUCGUGGAGGCCUACCCCCAACAGUUUUUCCAACAGCAGUCGCAGCAACCGCCCAGGUACGAGCCGAUCACGGAGGUCUGUUUGGGAUGCAUUUGCGAAUCCAUAUCGUCGUGCAACAGCACGUUGGCGUGCGAAGGAGACGUGUGCGGAAUGUUCCGCAUCACGUGGGCGUAUUGGGCCGACUCCGGAAAACCGGUUCUACAAGGAGACAAUCCGAACGACGGACAGGCGUACGCAAGAUGUGCAAAUGAUCCGACGUGUGCCAGACUUUCAGCCGUUACCUAUUUGACCAGAUUCGCACAGGACUGCAACCGCGACGGGGUCAUCGAUUGCUUGGACUACGCGGCCAUCCACAAGCUCGGCGGUUACGGGUGCAGCGCUCCGCUGGACCAGUAUUACAAGAACAAAUACGACGCGUGUCAAAGGGCCGUGGUCGAACUGUCGGGGGCGCCUGGAGCCGAGAGCGGUGUGGAUGUCCGUUUCAACCCGGCCCCGGAGCAGCAGACGCAACGGCCCGAGGCCGAGCAACAGCAACAACUAUCAUUCAACAAUAUAAACGAUAGAUAUACGGCCCUAGAAAUUAUUCGAGGUAAGUAUCGGUUUAGUGGGGACAUGUUGUCCACUUGGGCCAGACCGCUUUCGUAUCAACUUGCGGGCAACAGGCAUCACUGCAGGUAUCUACCCCGUAUGAUCUAUACGACACACGCAUUGUACAGAAAUCCGUCGAACCAACCGGAUGUCAUGGGCGCGCUACUUCGAUUCCUGUUGGCGACGGUGUUCGUCGCAUCGGCGGUACUCUCUCAAAACGAUUUGCAAGAAGAAUUUCCUCCUGGAUGGACAGAAAAAUGCAUAGGAUGCAUGUGCGAAGCGUCAUCCGGAUGCAAUCAAACACUAGAAUGCAUAGAACAGAACGAAGUUAAAUACUGUGGUGUGUUUUUAUUGAGUGAUAUUUAUUGGCAAGAUGCCGGAACUCCUGUUCUUCAAGGAGACAACCCCAUGCGGAUUGGAGCUUUCGAAAGAUGCGUCAGGGAUCCAUAUUGUGCUGCAAGGGCCGUAAAUCAAUACAUACAAAGAUACGCCAAGGAUUGCAACAGAGAUGGUGUGCUAUCGUGUGAUGAUUAUGUUCGAUUACAUUAUUUUGGAGAAGCCAGUUGUGAAAGACCAAUAUCUUCACUUCCAUAUUAUAGAAUAUUUAGAAGUUGUAUUAUGUCUUAAUAUACUUAUUAUAUAUAUUAUAUAUAUAUCUCCCUAAAUUUAUUAUUGA